Eurypyga helias (sunbittern) is the source of this 450-nucleotide messenger RNA. Its product is annotated as calmodulin, striated muscle-like. The record is from RefSeq and is a predicted model, not a curated record. The transcript has a single exon. Gene Ontology annotation, biological process: regulation of ryanodine-sensitive calcium-release channel activity. NCBI's taxonomy places the organism in Eukaryota, Metazoa, Chordata, Aves, Eurypygiformes, Eurypygidae. Gene Ontology annotation, molecular function: calcium ion binding.
AUGGCCGAGCGGCUGUCGGAGGAGCAGAUCGUGGAAUUCAAGGAGGCUUUUUCCCUUUUUGACCGGGAUGGAGACGGUUGCAUCACCACGAAGGAGUUGGGCACCGUCAUGCGCUCCUUGGGGCAAAACCCCACCGAAGCGGAGCUGCAGGACAUGGGGGGGGAGGUGGAUGCCGACGGCAGCGGCACCAUCGACUUCCCCGAGUUCCUCUCGCUGAUGGCGAGGAAGAUGAGGGACACGGACAGCGAGGAGGAGAUCCGCGAGGCCUUCCGCGUCUUCGAUAAGGACGGCAACGGCUAAAUCAGCGCGGCGGGGCUGCGGCACGUCAUGACCAACCUGGGCGAGAAGCUGACGGACGAGGAGGUGGAUGAGAUGAUCAAGGAGGCCGACUGCAACAACGACGGGCAGGUCAACUACGAGGAGUUCGUGAGGAUGAUGACGGAGAAGUGA